This is a messenger RNA of Etheostoma cragini (Arkansas darter), 790 nucleotides long. Its product is annotated as protein FAM177A1. The record is from RefSeq and is a predicted model, not a curated record. The transcript is spliced from 5 exons. Bases 237 to 770 code for a protein of 177 amino acids. NCBI's taxonomy places the organism in Eukaryota, Metazoa, Chordata, Actinopteri, Perciformes, Percidae.
AGCCCCCCUCAAGCCCAACAACGAAACGGCCUGCAUUACAGCGACAGCUCUCUGAACCUGCUGUGUGAUAAGGUUUGCACCGCUGCACUCUCAGGAUUGAUCCUCUCAGGAGUGAUCCUGUGUGAUGUGGUUGUUUUUUCUCCCCAAAGCAGAGUCGGCGUGGCUGGACACGGUUCGGCUGUGACACGAGAAAGGAUUGAAAGUGUUGCAUUGGGACAAAGACAGACUUGUGAAACAUGAACAACAGCCAGCCGGAGACGUCACCUGGCAUACAGGAAACCGAGUUCGGGAGUCCUGCCCUGACCAAACAGAGGAGGAUCACCUACUUCUCCAGCGGGGAAACUCUGGAGGAGGAAGACAGUGAAGAGGAAGAAGAAAACUCAUCAAACAGACCUCCCUUCAGAGAACCUGCGGAGAGGACUAAGUUGUCAUUCAAGAAUGUGGCCCUCCUAGUUGGGAGGAUUUCCCUGCUGACUUGCGAUUUCCUUGGAGAGAGACUAGCUGGUGCACUAGGACUGAAUGCAGCCAAAUACCAGUAUGCCAUAGAUCAACAUCAUCGUGACCACCAGCAGACAACAAUCUGCAAAGCCACAGACAACAAGAUGGAAGAACAGGCAGACACAAUCCAUAUUUCUGGACUUAACGGGAGUCAUUACGGUGCUACAGGAGAUAUAAGGUGCCCUGCUGAUUCCCAGGAAAGCUGUCAUGAGAAACAUAUGGACAGAAGUGAAGGGUGUCAUAACAGAGCCUAUCAAGCAGAUGAGGACUAGUUGAAAUAAAACUAAAGGAC